Molecule: messenger RNA, 3745 nt
Organism: Gadus macrocephalus (Pacific cod)
Lineage: Eukaryota; Metazoa; Chordata; Actinopteri; Gadiformes; Gadidae
Product: solute carrier family 35 member E2A-like
Exons: 9
Coding region: 504-1724 (406 amino acids)
Cellular component (GO): Golgi apparatus
Molecular function (GO): antiporter activity
Source: RefSeq, a predicted model, not a curated record
CCGCACAACAAACACCAGCGAACAGCCGCCGCCACACAAAGACAAUGCUCACCCCACACACACAAAAAGCAGUCUGAUCUCAUAUGAUCCCAAACUUCCCGUGGUUUGACUUCGCUCCUCACUGGAAGCACGCUGGAUUGUAACUGGAAAACAUUACACAGCCUAAACAUAAGAACAAUAUCAACCAAGGGAGACGGACCCACCGUAACGUUAGUGUGUACAGGAGGACGUAACUAUUGGACAAGAGGCGUGCAAGCUUCCACUGAGGCUUUUUAAACCUGGCACUGUGCGCACAGAGGCGAUCCCCGGGAUUUCUGACAGUUGAGGAACAGUUUGAGAGUGCUGCCAUGUUUGCACCACCACCUGCUUGACUCCUACCCUGGGGCAAGAUGGACUGACGACCGAGACCGCGGUCCACUCCUUGCGCUUUCGUCGGUGCACCCAGGAGGAGUCGUGUUGGAUAAGUGUCGGUGGGACGGUGCGCCCGAACAAUAACCAGCACCAUGGUGGCUAACGGUCCGACCAGCGGCAGAUGCCCGUGGCUGCGUCUCUUCUCCCCGUUCCAGAGCAGCCGGGAGCGCGUGGUGCUGACCCGCAGCGAGAGCAUGCACGGUGAAAAUGUGUUGAAGAUCACCGUCACCGAGACCACGGUGAUCGAGGCGGAGUCCGGCGUCUGGAACCUGCGCUCCAUGUCAUACCUGGUGCUGUGGUUCUUCUUCAGCUUCUGCACGCUCUUUCUCAACAAGUAUAUUCUGUCGCUUCUGGAGGGAGAGCCGAGCAUGCUGGGUGCUGUCCAGAUGCUGUCCACCACCAUCAUCGGGUGCCUCAAAAUGUUUGUCCCCUGCUGCCUCUACAAGCACAAGACCCGCACAGAGUAUCCGUCCAACUUCGUCAUGACCAUGCUGUUUGUUGGCCUGAUGAGGUUCACCACGGUGGUGCUGGGCCUGGUCAGCCUGAAGAACGUGGCCGUGUCUUUCGCCGAGACGGUGAAGAGCUCAGCGCCCAUCUUCACGGUCAUCAUGUCCCGCCUCAUCCUGGGGGAGUACACAGGAUUGUGGGUAAAUCUCUCCCUGUUCCCCAUCAUGGCCGGCCUGGCACUGUGCACGGCCACAGAGCUCAGCUUCAACAUGCUGGGCUUCUCCGCAGCCCUCUCCACCAACAUCAUGGACUGUUUACAGAAUGUUUUCUCCAAAAAGCUGCUCAGUGGAGACACCUACAAAUUCAGCCCACCAGAGCUGCAGUUCUACACCAGCGCAGCAGCUGUCAUCAUGCUCAUUCCUGCCUGGGUGUUCCUGCUGGACAUUCCAGUGAUCGGGAAGAAUGGGCGGAGCUUGGUCUGGAGUCAGGACGUGGUGCUGCUGCUGCUGUUUGACGGAGUGCUGUUCCACCUGCAGAGCGUCAGCGCCUACGCCCUGAUGGGCCGUAUCUCCCCCGUCACCUUCAGCGUGGCGAGCACGGUGAAGCACGCCCUGUCCGUGUGGCUCAGCAUCAUCGUGUUCAGCAACCACAUGACGCUGCUGGGUGCGGCGGGCUCGGUGCUGGUGCUGCUGGGCGUGCUGCUCUACAACCGGGCCCGCCAGGCCCAGAGGAGGGCUCUGAGGGCCAUGGCCGGCCGGCAGCAGGACCCCCAGUACCACUACGACCACAGCCACAGGCCCGCCAGGGGAGAACCGCCGGCCCCGGGCCAGCAGGCCUCCAAGGACUUCAAGGCCUCCCAGUCGUAGCCUGGGAGACCUGCCUCCCCAGGACCAGCCCGCCUCCAAGGACUUCAAGGACUUCAAGGUCUCCCAGUCGUAGCCUGGGAGACCUGAAGCCCCAGGACCAGCUUGCCUCCAAGGAAUUCAAGGCCUCCAAGGACUUCAAGGCCUCCCAGUCGUAGCCUGGGACGGAGGUUAGGAUGCUAAGUGGGUGGGGAGGGGGAGGCGAUCCAGGACUCACUUUUGGCCACCUCCUUGUCUCUCUGACUCUUUGCUCUAUCUUGCUCUGUCCCCAUUUCACACUAAAGGAGAGUUGGGUUCUCACUUGACACGCAUUCCACCAGUUCAACUGAAAUAUCCCCCAAAAAAUGGAAAUUGGGAAGGCUGAGUGGCAGCAAGGGAGCUGGUUAGCGGAAGUGUGGUAACCUAGCAACCACCACUAAGUUGUCCAUUUCGAUUGUUAUUCCUAAAACAAUUGUUGUAAACAAUUGUUACUGACUGAACAGUACAGGUACCUGCUGUGUCACAUGACUCUUUUUGCACUAUAUAUUGCACAAACAAGCUUUUUCCCUUAAGUCCACUAUGUUAAAAACAAAGUCAUAGAUCUUUUUUUUUCUGACAUGUAUAGGCCUAUGCGAUUGCAUAUUUGGGAUCCCCAGUUGAUUAUAUGUGGUCAUUUUAAGUUUGAUGUUUAACUUUGUAUUAUUUUAUGGGUUAGGUUUGUGAGAGCUUAUGUGUUUGUGCAUGGCUUUAAAGGCACCCAGUGCAACUUUAUGUAAACAUUCAAUGAAAAAUAAACAUUCAAUUUCUAGUCUUUUUUACACGUAAGUUUCAAUAACUCCAUACCAUUACAUAUCGACAUUCAAGGAGCAAAGAUGAGACGUCGUUGUGUGGUGAGAACUGAUAGAAAAUCGUAAACAACAACAAUCGCCGGUGGGGAGAAGCCAUUUUUCCAUUGACUGGAAGCCUGCUUUAUUUAUUGUAGGUUACAAAAAAUAAAGAAAAUGGCGGCAUUGUUGUUGUUAUCGAUUUUGUAUCAGUUCUCACCACACAACGACGUCUCAUCUUUGCUGCUUGAAUGUCGGUAUGUAAUGGUAUGGAGUUAUUGAAACUUACUACGUGUAAAAAAGACUAGAAAUUGAAUGUUUAUUUUUAAGCCUCGAAAGUUGCACUGGGUGCCUUUAAUGUCGUGACCGUUGCUUCGAGACAGGUGCUCGACCCGGUUGUAGCGGUCUGGCCCCGUAUCCCGGGGCGGAUCGGAGAGGUCCGUGCAAUGAUCGUUCAGCUGUACCCGACGCGAUCUGCGUCGUUUCAGGGAGCCUCAGAUAUGAAAGCACUCAGGAUAACUUUCCUUUUGUAAUCUUUCGAGCACGCAGUCUUUUUAGUUGGGGAGGGGGGGAGUAGCGUAGCGAUUUCGCGGUGAAGCCUUAACUUCGUUCCCGAUGAUCGAUGCGAGAAACUGGAGCUUCUGAAGACUGCUCAGUUUUAGUCCCAUAGUCGGGAUUCUCACCCGUGCUCAGCUUUUCUACAGGGAUGUUUUCUAGGUAGCAGUCGGUUUCCUCUUUUCCCUUCCGUCGAUACAUUUCAGACGUACUUGUUAAAAUGAUCGUAAUUUCGCCCUGAGGUGGGCCCGCAGAAAAAAAAGAAGUCAUUUUCUACAUCCAUUAAGCACGUUUCCCCGGCAACGAGGGAAUCUGUGAUAUUCUGAGUUUGUGGCGAGAUUUCAGUUUGUGUUUUAAUGCUUUACCAAUACCAAUUUUUUUCUUUUCUUGAAAUACGAGUCCCACUUUUUGUCCUGUGUCUACACCACUAGUUGGAAUGAAUUACAUUCCUACAUUGAAUGAGGAUGAGGCAUUGAUUGAAUCUAAUAUAAUGAGAUGUAGCAAUAAGGCUUGAUGUCUUGCUACCCAGUGGAUACUGUACAUUCAUAUGGAAAUAAUCUUGUUUUGGAAUUUUACAUUUGAACAAUGUUAAGUGAAUAUAAUACCUUAUUGAACAGGAGGCAUGUCUUGGACCAAUACUUUUUAUUAAAGAUAUUUUUUAUGGGA